AUGGGCGACAACAACCGCGCGACUCUCGGCUCUGAUGCCGCCGCCAACGCCCCCGACGCCGCCGCCUUCGACAAGGGCAAGGGCAAGGCCACCGAGGAUCCCUCGCUCGAGAUGAGCAUGGAUGAAGACGAGGAGAGCGAAGAGAACGACGACGAGGACGGCGGCGACAACCUCGAGCCCAUCUCCGCCGACAACAUCAUCUCCGGCGGCCGACGCACUCGCGGCAAGACCAUCGACUUCCAGGAGGCUGCCGAGAAGAUCCAGGGCGACGACGACGAUGAAGAUGACGACGAGGAGUUCCAGCCCAACGACGAUGAUGAUAACAUGCGCGACUAA
Molecule: messenger RNA, 336 nt
Organism: Aspergillus terreus NIH2624
Lineage: Eukaryota; Fungi; Ascomycota; Eurotiomycetes; Eurotiales; Aspergillaceae
Product: histone H2A.Z-specific chaperone CHZ1
Exons: 2
Coding region: 1-336 (111 amino acids)
Source: RefSeq, a predicted model, not a curated record